Heterobasidion irregulare TC 32-1 is the source of this 411-nucleotide messenger RNA. RefSeq lists its product as uncharacterized. Gene Ontology annotation, cellular component: cytosolic large ribosomal subunit; ribosome. Bases 1 to 411 code for a protein of 136 amino acids. The record is from RefSeq and is a predicted model, not a curated record. Gene Ontology annotation, biological process: translation. Gene Ontology annotation, molecular function: structural constituent of ribosome. Lineage: Eukaryota; Fungi; Basidiomycota; Agaricomycetes; Russulales; Bondarzewiaceae. The transcript has 5 exons.
AUGGUCAAGAUCUACAAGCCCGGAAAAGUUGCUAUCCUCCUUCAAGGCCGCCAGGCGGGCAAGAAGGUUGUCGUCAUCAAGCAGCUCGAUGACGGUACAAAGGAACGCCCAUACCCCCACGCAAUAAUUGCAGGCAUCGAGCGCUACCCACGGAAAGUGACGAAGCGCAUGGGUGCGAAGAAGUUGGCGAAACGGAGCAAGGUCAAGCCUUUCAUCAAGGUCGUUAACUACUCGCAUCUCUUCCCCACACGUUACGCUGUCGAGUUAGAGGGUUUGAAGGGUGUCGUUGGUUCCGAGACCUUCAAGGAGCCCUCACAGCGAGAAGACGCGAAGAAGCAGGUGAAGAAGCUUUUGGAGGACCGGUACACGAGCGGAAAGAACAAGUGGUUCUUCCAGCCUCUCCGCUUCUGA